UAAAUAUUCACGAGGAGACCGCUAGUUGACAAAUAGGGCUUUCAGGCUGAUAAACGUGAUUGUGCAUCACUCGACACACCCCAAACAUGGCGACACAACAAUCAGAACAAACGACAGAGCUGAAGGAGGACAAAAUAGCCAUUAUUGGCAGUGGGUUGAUUGGACGAAGUUGGGCGAUGCUAUUUGCCUCGGGCGGCUACCUCGUGUCCCUCUUUGACACUGAUUCGCGCCAGGUCAAGGACGCCAUGACGGACAUUCAGAUACAACUGACGAUGUUAUCAGAGCGAGGCUUAGGUCGAGGAACCCUGUCCGCUGAUGUCCAGUUCUCGAGAAUUACCACAAGCACAUCUCUGCUGGAGGCGGUCAACGACGCCGUGUACAUACAGGAAUGUGUUCCCGAGAAGAGGGAGCUGAAGAGAGCCGUGCUGCUGGAUGUGGAUGCGGCCAUGACGUCAACAGCCAUCUUGGCGAGCUCCACCAGCGCGAUGAUGCCGUCCCUCCUGUCUGACCACCUCACAAACAAAGACCGAUUCCUGGUGGCACAUCCGACUAAUCCUCCAUUUUAUGUCCCAGUCGUGGAACUUGUGCCUGCUUCCUGGACUGCUGAUCACGUGACAACUGCCACCUCUGAGAUCAUGGCUGCCAUUGGUCAGGUGCCCAUCGUGUUCUACAAGGAGGUGGAUGGGUUUGCCGUGGGGAGGAUCCAGUUUGCGAUACUGAGUGUGGCCUACGACCUUAUAAAGAAUGACGUGUGUGACGUUGAAGCCAUUGAGGUCGCCAUGACGGAGGGGCUAGGGAUGUGGUACGCCUUCUUCGGGCCGUUCCAGGUUGAACAUCUCAAUGCAGACGGGUUCAUGGAUCUCUGCAACAAAUAUGGGGAGGCUGUUUACAGAGUACAGAAAACGUUUGCUGCACCCGAGAAGAUGGGGGGACCGACAGUAGAGAAGAUGUUCCAGCAACUAGAGCUCUUCUGCCCUCUUGACAAACUCCAGGAGAAACGUCAGUGGCGAGAUGGACGCUUAGCAGCUUUGUCUCGUCUCAUCCGGGACUUGGACAGAGAAGAAGCGACACCUAGCGGGGGCACUUAGAUCCACCCCGUGAAUUGGCCAUGUGCCUGAGAUCCUUAUGAUAACAUGGUUGAAAUAAUAGAGCAUGGGUAGAAGAGGGUUCCUACGAGGGAGCUGGGCCUCGAGGGAGGUCCAGGUUGACGGGGGUGUUAUUACGGGGAGAUAAGUGUUCGGAGGGUUUUACUACGAUGAAAUCGGGGUUUGCAGGGCGUUAAUGGAGGGCUAUUUUGUUUGGGAAGGUGAUCGUACGGGAAUAUCAGAUUGAGGAAGGCACCAGUAAGGGAAAUAUAGGUUCUAACGGACAUUCCAGCUUUGGUAGGGUUUUCAUAUGUGAAUAUCAGGUUGUUCGAGGGUGUUCAUAGUUGGAUGAUGAAAGUAGGCAGAUGCAUCAGCCAACAUCUCUGUAGAGACAACCAUGUUCGUGGUGUAUUUGCAGAAUAAAUAAUUAAAGAAUA
Haliotis rufescens (red abalone) is the source of this 1522-nucleotide messenger RNA. Its product is annotated as lambda-crystallin homolog. Gene Ontology annotation, molecular function: NAD+ binding; oxidoreductase activity, acting on the CH-OH group of donors, NAD or NADP as acceptor. Gene Ontology annotation, biological process: fatty acid metabolic process. The record is from RefSeq and is a predicted model, not a curated record. NCBI's taxonomy places the organism in Eukaryota, Metazoa, Mollusca, Gastropoda, Lepetellida, Haliotidae. Bases 87 to 1088 code for a protein of 333 amino acids. The transcript has 6 exons.